Molecule: messenger RNA, 333 nt
Organism: Macrosiphum euphorbiae (potato aphid)
Lineage: Eukaryota; Metazoa; Arthropoda; Insecta; Hemiptera; Aphididae
Source: the annotation of a GenBank genome assembly
AUGUCACAGGUAUCCCUUUGUGUUAUCGUGUUCUCAGGUAGUCUCCGAUGGCAAAUGGUUAACAAACAGUUGAAAGAAACAGGCUCUGAUGGGCGAAUCACCUGUCCAAAAAAUUGUGGCAGUCACUAUAAAAGUAAAAGUGGUUUGUACAAUCAUCUCAAAUAUGAGUGCGGCAUCGAUCCGCAGUUCAAGUGCAAUUAUUGUGGAAAAAGCUUUGCUCGUCAUAGUAAUAUGCGAAGACACAUGCUUGUCCACCUACCAGGUUCUGUGAAAAAGGAGGCUGAAGAUGAUAAUUGCAAUCCUUUAUGGUUUUACAACACUGACUCUCAAUAA